AUGGCGUACAACAAAUCCUACAACCCCGAUGCGCUGCCAGCUCACGCUGAGCCAGAACAAGUUGCGCAGAUGAUAGGCUCUUUGAGUGUAUCAGGCCAAAGUCACUCCAGCCAUCCCUCCGGACACAGUCCAAGCAUGACCCAAAAGCCACUCCCCUCACGCCCACCAACAGGACCAGGCGGAGUGCCUCCUCGCGUCCCUGUCUCCAGCGCACCGCCCCAAAACGCAUACGUCGCCGCGCCCCCGCGCCUCGACCCCCAAACCCACCACUCCUACAGCGGCCGCUCCUCCACAAAACCCCUCCCCAGCCAAUCCCACAGCCACAGCCAGAGUUACAGCCAGAGCCAAAGUCGUCCACACCCCCUGCACCCUUCCCCACCACCCCAAAACUACGGCUUUGGCCCUCCACCCGCGCAGCGCCCGCGACCCGCGCCUUCGUCGCGCCCGCCUCAAUCUCCCGCUCCGCCUCCUCUGACUGCCCCCAGCAAUGAUCCCCAACAGCUCUUUCCACUCUUCCGCGCCGCGAACUCUUCUCACUCCGGUACGCUGACGGAGAAUGAGCUUGGCUCCGCCCUGGUCAACGGGGACUACACAUCCUUCCACCCGCGUACGGUCAGAUUGAUGAUUCGAAUGUUCGACCGGGACGGCAGUGGGACGAUCAACUUCGACGAGUUCGUUUCGCUAUGGCGGUAUCUGGCUGCGUGGCGGGAGUUGUUCGACCGAUUCGACGAGGACCGCAGCGGGCGCAUCAGCAAGCCCGAAUUUGAGAACGCGCUCGUCGCAUUCGGGUACAGGCUGAGUCCGAAGUUCAUUGGUGUGAUCUUCGGUGUUUUCGAGGCGAAGGGGAAACAGAUGCAUACUUCCAAGGAUCCUGUGCGGAAUGGUAUGAGCUUUGACCUGUUCGUUCAGGCUUGUAUUAGUCUGAAGCGCAUGACGGAUGUUUUCAAGCGGUACGAUGAGGAUCGGGAUGGGUAUAUUACUCUUAGCUUUGAGGAAGCUUUGACGGGUGAGUUGAAUAUGCGCCGGAUGCGUGGAUUUUGGCUAAUGCGGUUGCAGAAAUCCUCCUGUUGCAGGAGUAGAUUAUCACAUACGUUUGGAGCUGUGCUGGUGCUUCAUUGGUCUUCAUUUUGUCUUGCAUAUUGUUCAUAUUAUACCCCCCGGUUUUUUAUAGGAUCACCGGAAAUGAAUCGACAUUGCAUGUUUGAGCUGUCAGGACGCUUCCUGGUUUACUACUUGAAUCUAAACAGCAUGACACACUUCGCGCAUCUCGGAUACCCAGUCUUUUGA
This is a messenger RNA of Penicillium olsonii, 1287 nucleotides long. Lineage: Eukaryota; Fungi; Ascomycota; Eurotiomycetes; Eurotiales; Aspergillaceae. The record is from the annotation of a GenBank genome assembly.